Molecule: messenger RNA, 2506 nt
Organism: Cynara cardunculus var. scolymus (artichoke)
Lineage: Eukaryota; Viridiplantae; Streptophyta; Magnoliopsida; Asterales; Asteraceae
Product: NADPH--cytochrome P450 reductase-like
Exons: 17
Coding region: 153-2285 (710 amino acids)
Cellular component (GO): cytosol
Molecular function (GO): FMN binding; NADPH-hemoprotein reductase activity; flavin adenine dinucleotide binding
Source: RefSeq, a predicted model, not a curated record
AGCACAACCCACAGCAGUUAGAGAGAGAAACUAGAGAGAGAAAGUUCAACAAAGUUCUCUUUUUCUUUCCAUUUUCUCUCUCUAAUCAACGCUCACGUUUUCAAUCGACGGCGACGAAUUGUUCACCUGAAUCGGUUUGAGUCCGGAGAGAAAUGCAAUCGGACUCGUCUCUGGAAACCUCGUCGUUUGAUUUGAUUACGGCAGCUCUUAGGGAAAAAGUUAUUGAUACAGCAAACGCAUCUGAUAGGGGAGAUUCAAUGAUGCCUCCGGCUUUGGUGAUGCUUUUGGAAAAUCGUGAGCUGCUGCUGAUGCUGACUACAUCAGUGGCUCUUUUGGUUGGAUUUAUCGUUGUUUCGUUGUGGAAGAGAUCUUCUGAGAAGAAAUCGGGUAAGGAUUUGGAGCCACCGAAGAUCGUUGUGCCAAAGAGACAGCAGGAACAGGAGGUUGAUGACGGUAAGAAGAAGGUUACGAUUUUUUUUGGAACGCAAACCGGAACGGCGGAAGGUUUCGCUAAGGCACUGUUGGAAGAAGCUAAAGCGCGAUAUGAAAAGGCGACCUUUAAAGUAAUCGAUUUGGAUGAUUAUGCUGUUGAUGAUGAUGAGUAUGAAGAGAAACUAAAGAAGGAGUCAUUUGCUUUCUUCUUUUUGGCUACAUAUGGAGAUGGUGAGCCAACUGAUAAUGCUGCCAGAUUUUAUAAGUGGUUUACAGAGGGGGGUGAGAAAGGAGUUUGGCUUAAAAAACUUCAAUAUGGAGUAUUUGGCCUUGGCAACAGACAAUACGAGCAUUUCAACAAGAUUGCAAAGGAGAUUGAUGAGGGUCUCACAGAGCAGGGUGCAAAACGCCUUGUUCCAGUUGGCCUUGGAGAUGAUGAUCAAUCCAUUGAAGAUGAUUUUACUGCAUGGAAAGAAUUGGUGUGGCCUGAGUUGGAUCAAUUGCUUCGUGACGAGGAUGACAAAGGCGUUGCUACUCCUUACACAGCUGCCAUUCCGGAAUACCGAAUUGUGUUUCAUGAGAAACCUGAUACAUCUGCUGAAGAUCAAAGUCAGACAAAUGGUCAUGCUGUUCAUGAUGUUCAACAUCCAUGCAGAUCCAAUGUGGCUGUUAAAAAGGAGCUCCAUACCCCUGAAUCUGAUCGCUCUUGCACGCAUCUGGAAUUUGACAUCUCUCACACUGGACUAUCAUACGAAACUGGGGAUCAUGUUGGUGUCUACUGUCAGAACCUAAGUGAAGUUGUGGAGGAGGCUGAGAAAUUAAUAGGUUUACCACCAGAUACUUAUUUCUCAGUGCACACCGAUAAUGAGGAUGGAACACCACUUGCUGGAGCUUCCUUACAACCUCCUUUCCCUCCAUGCACUUUAAGGAAAGCAUUGGCUCAUUACGCAGAUGUACUCACUUCUCCCAAAAAGUCAGCUUUGGUCGCUCUAGCUGCUCAUGCUUCUGAUCCCAGUGAAGCUGAUCGCCUAAAAUUUCUUGCAUCUCCUGCUGGGAAGGAUGAAUAUUCUCAAUGGAUUGUUGCAAGCCAAAGAAGCCUUCUAGAGGUCAUGGAGGCUUUCCCAUCAGCUAGGCCUCCACUUGGGGUUUUCUUUGCAGCUGUUGCCCCACGCUUACAGCCUCGAUACUACUCUAUUUCUUCCUCCCCAAAGAUGGCACCUAGCAGGAUUCAUGUUACUUGUGCAUUAGUUUAUGAGAAAACGCCUGCAGGCCGUAUCCACAAGGGAGUCUGUUCAACGUGGAUGAAGAAUGCUGUGCCUAUGACGGAAAGUCAGGAUUGCAGCUGGGCACCUAUUUUUGUUAGAACGUCUAACUUCAGACUUCCUGCUGAUCCUAAAGUUCCUGUUAUCAUGAUUGGCCCUGGAACCGGAUUGGCUCCUUUCAGGGGUUUUCUUCAAGAAAGAUUAGCUCUGAAGGAAGCUGGAACCGAACUGGGAUCAUCCAUUCUAUUCUUCGGAUGUAGAAACCGCAAAGUGGAUUUCAUAUACGAGAAUGAACUGAACAACUUUGUUGAGAAUGGCGCUCUUUCCGAGCUCAUUGUUGCUUUCUCCCGUGAAGGGCCCACUAAGGAAUACGUGCAACAUAAGAUGAGCCACAGGGCUUUGGAUAUCUGGAACUUGCUUUCGGAAGGAGCAUAUUUAUACGUUUGUGGUGAUGCCAAAGGCAUGGCUAAAGAUGUACACCGGACCCUUCACACAAUUGUGCAAGAACAGGGAUCUCUAGACUCGUCAAAGGCAGAGCUGUAUGUGAAGAAUCUACAAAUGUCAGGAAGAUACCUCCGCGAUGUUUGGUAGUUGAGUCCUUUCAAGACAAAAACAAAAACAAAAACAAAAAAGAAAAAGGAAAAUAAAUGAGACGUAACUUACUUGGAAUUAUGCAAGUUUUAAUAGUUUGAUAAUAUUUCCUGCUGUCUUUACAGUCAUCCGAAUUCUUUUUCUACAUCAUUUUUUUGUUCUUGUAAUUUGUAAGGAUAUAUAUAAUAUUAAUAUAUAUAUGUAAAAGACAGGUAUGUAUA